AUGGCUGUCCAAGGGUCCACCGUUUGUCAGUCCAGUCUAGAGGGUGCAUCUGUAUCUGCACCGGCUGGAACGAUGUUGCAGGGGAUCCCUGAAGAGGAGGAGGAUGUCUAUCUUCUAGACGAUUAUGAUCCGGAGGGCCAGCGGCAGAGCCAGGAGUGGAAUCCUGGUGUUUUGAACACGCGAGAGAAACUCAGAGUCAAGUCUUCAAGAAGGGCUUCAUUGGGAUCGAGACUGUUGCCGUGGAGAUGUACGCAUAUGCAGUACGAGUCGAGGAUCUGGUCGAAGAGUGUGCUCUUUUGUGGAUUUGUGAAAAGGCCGUUUUGGAUUCUCGUCGCUAUUCUCGGUCUCGUUAGUCUCUUCUCCUUCGCAUGGGAUGGUGUCCUCUCCGUCCUCGCAGACAGUCGCGAUGCAGGCAUCUUCCCCGGCCAACGGCCGUCACUCUUCUCGGACUGGGUCACACACGGCGUAGUCCCAAUCGCAUGUCAUUCACACAACGACUAUUGGCGGCGAGUUCCGCUAUUUUCCGCGCUGGCAGCAGGAUGCACCAGCGUGGAAGCCGACAUCUGGCUAGACGGCGACGAACUACGUGUCGGACACACGAUGCGCACUGUUCUCCCGAAUCAAUCACUGCGCAGUCUAUACAUCGAUCCACUCCUCGAUAUCCUCGAACAACACAAUCCCGCCAAGAAUAUCUCAUCGGGAGAAACAAAAUCAUUAAUAGAAGCAGAAGACUUUUCCCCGGUCGGUAUCUUCGUCACGGAACCUGAUCAACCUCUGAUCCUACUCAUCGACUUCAAAGCAUCCCCCGAACUUCUAUGGCCCAUCCUCAUGGAACACCUCCAACCUCUCCGUCAAAAGGGCUACCUCACACACUUCAACGGAACGACACUUAUCCAACGCCCAAUCACAGUCGUAGCAACGGGCAGUGCACCCUUCCACCGAAUCCAAGCCAGCAAUACAUACCGCGAUAUCUUCUACGACGCACCCCUCGACAAACUCGUCCCUAUCCCUUCAGCACGCAAACCCGAACUGGAACCCGAAUCCGAAUCUAAGACAAGCUACAUCCCUGAUCCGGACUCGGACUCAGACUCUCCAUACACAAAAUACAACAGUUAUUACGCCUCCGUCGAUUUCCACGCUAGUAUCGGUUCUCUCCCGCUAGGCCGCCUAUCGCAGGAUCAAUUGGCCAAAAUACGAGCUCAGAUUGCGGCUGCGCAUGACCGAGGCUUAAAGGUUCGGUAUUGGGGUACGCCUGGGUGGCCGGUUGGAUUGAGGAAUUAUGUGUGGAGGGCGCUGUUUAGGGAGGGGGUUGAUAUGUUGAAUGUAGAUGAUUUGAGGGCGGCGAGUAGAGUGGAUUGGAGGAUGAGGGGGUGGUGGGGGUGA
Penicillium cataractarum is the source of this 1383-nucleotide messenger RNA. Its product is annotated as phosphatidylinositol-specific phospholipase C/glycerophosphodiester phosphodiesterase family protein. The transcript has 2 exons. The coding region runs from base 1 to 1383 and encodes 460 amino acids. Gene Ontology annotation, molecular function: phosphoric diester hydrolase activity. Gene Ontology annotation, biological process: lipid metabolic process. NCBI's taxonomy places the organism in Eukaryota, Fungi, Ascomycota, Eurotiomycetes, Eurotiales, Aspergillaceae. The record is from RefSeq and is a predicted model, not a curated record.